GCUGGCUGCAGCUGAGCCGCGGGCGGACCGGCAGCGAGGCCCGGCUGGUGGCUCCGCUCCGCUGCGGGAGACGUUUCCCUGCUCGCCAUGGCCGCCCCCGCGGGGCGCAGGGUCCCCCUGGCGCUGGGGCUGACCGGGCUGGCGUUUGCCCUCUGCGGCCUCGUCCUGCUCUUCGUCCUGCCCAGCAUGGUCCGGGACCAGGUCAUCAAGAACGUGAGGCUCGAUCCCAAUAGCGUUGCCUUCAGUAUGUGGAAAGACAUUCCUGUUCCUUUUUACCUGUCAGCCUACUUCUUUGAGGUGAUGAAUCCAAAAGAGAUUCGUCUGGGAGCCAAGCCUGUGGUGAAUCAGCGUGGGCCUUAUGUUUACAGAGAAUACAGGUAUAAAACCAAUAUAACUUUCCAUGACAAUGGUACAGUUUCCUUCCUGGAAUACCGGAGAUUUUACUUCCGUCCAGACCUGUCUGAUGGGAUGGAAGAGGAUUACAUUGUUGUGCCAAACAUCCUUGUGAUGGGCGCAGCCAUUAUGAUGGAGAAGCUACCUCACUUUUUGAAGGUGUUAAUAAGUGGCGCACUGGCUGGCUUGGGACAGGACGCUUUUAUGAACCGAACCGUGGGAGAGAUCAUGUGGGGCUACGAUGACCCGCUUAUAGACGUGCUGAACAGUUUUGUGCCUGGUUUGAUCCCUUUCAAGGGGAAGUUUGGCUUAUUUUUGAAUUUUAACAACUCGAAUACAGGACUGUUCACUGUGUAUACUGGGGCCACAGACAUCAAUCAGAUCCACAUAGUGGAUACAUGGAAUGGAUUAAAAAAGGUGAAUUACUGGCGCUCCAAUGAGUGUAACAUGAUCAAUGGGACUUCUGGAGAGAUGUGGCCUCCUUUCAUGACCCCUUCCUCCUCUCUAGAGUUUUAUAGUCCUGAUGCCUGUCGAUCCAUGAAGCUAGUGUACGAGCAGUCUGGAGUAUUUAAAGGGGUGCCGACCUAUCGAUUUGUGGCUCCGAAGACUUUAUUUGCCAAUGGAACAGAUUACCCACCAAAUGAAGGCUUCUGCCCCUGCAGGGAAUCUGGAAUCCAGAAUGUCAGCACUUGUAGAAUGAAUGCACCAGUGUUCAUAUCCCACCCGCACUUCUACAAUGCUGACCCUGUCUUGGUGGAAGCGGUCGAUGGAUUACAUCCCAAUAAGGAGCAGCAUGGGCUCUUCCUUGACGUUCAUCCGGUCACAGGAAUUCCAAUGAACUGCUCAAUCAAGCUGCAACUGAGUCUGUAUAUAAAGAAGGUCUCUGGCAUAAGUCAAACAGGACAGAUUGAGCCGGUUGUCUUGCCUCUACUUUGGUUUGCAGAGAGCGGAGCCAUUGAAGGUUCAGUCUUAAAGCAGUUCUACACCAACCUGGUACUGAUCCCAUCUGUGCUGGAAUAUGUGCAAUAUAUCUGCAUCGGUCUAGGUGUCGCUUUGAUUGUUGCUGCCAUUGUACUGGAGGUAAAGAGAAAGAGACACGCCGGAGAGAAGAGCCCACGAGAGCCAGACCCACAGACUGAACCCCCUUGGUCUUCAGAAACAACACCACUCCUUCAAGACGCUAGUAAAACAAACCAGAAUGAUGACGCUGAAGCCUGAAGUGCCAAUCUCUUACAGGAGGGCGAUUCCCACUGGUACCUGACUGUGCUUAGGGAUCAGACUCACUCUGGGUCCAUUGGUAGGAUCCUAGACAGGAGAUGCAGAGUUGGAUAAAAUAACUGAUUCUGAACUCUCUUGAGAGGCACAAAAUAAUCUCCGAGGCUAUUGAACUGUAUUGCCACGGCUCUUACGUCCUGCACCAAGACACGAGAUGAGGAUAAAACCACUUCAGUCCUAGCAUUUGAAAUACAAAAUAUUCAACAUUUGUUGGCCUGGGGCUGGCAUGGGCUGAGACCUCUCACCUGCUACUUCCAGCCUGGUAGGGAUGAAGAAUACCUGCUGGCUAAUCCCCUGAAGUCCUUUCCUCGCCCACAUAGUGUCUUUCCACUUAGAAGAUGAGAAUCCUAAAAGAAAUAGGCACUUUAAUAGCUAAUCCUUUAAAGCAAACAAGGUUUACCUGUGGUGUAGAAAUAACUGGUUUAUAUAUAAAAAUGUCUAUUUAACAACCUGUGCUGCUUAGGCUUAUGGAGAGGUGCUUACUAAAUAAAUCGACACUGGCUGAAGCUCACUUCCAUUCAGGAGGCUAACACUAAUCUGAGAACUGGAUGGGAUGGAUUCAUUUGCUCAAGUUCACUGAAUGGAAAUGAGUUCUCAUGUGCCCCACAUCUUGAGACGUAUGCUGCCAACUUGUUUAAUAUACGAGUAUUAGGCUAGGCAGCCAUGUGCGGGUGUAAGAGUCAAGGCUGUGAUUGCUGUUCUGGAGGGGUGGUGCGCUAGACUGAAGGCUCGCUCAUCACUACUUUAAAGCAUAGUGGGUUUUUCCAAAAUGAGCAACUUGGUUCAUCUGGCUAGUUGGUUCCAAGUGCCAUUGUUGAGACAUGUGGCAGUGGCUCUCAUUUGAUUUCUGCCAAAGAAAUAUUGUUUAGCUCCCUGGCUAUCCCACCCGCACUUCUGUGGUGCACUCAUGCAGAAGCCACUGACUUUUUUUUAACUUUACAAGUCUUUAGUUUUUUCCCUGGAUUUCAAAUUAAUCGAAGCUCUUCUACCUACCCAGAGCCAACCAGGUGCAUUGCCUUGUUCCACACGUGACCUCAGACUCUAGUAGAACCGUGAGAAAUGUCUUUAAUCGUGACACUGUACAAUGUCACCAUGGGUAAGAGCUAUUCCAGAGCUGCUCCAUUCCCCAGUCAGCUGAGAUCUCUUCCUUGCAGUGACACUUGUGCUGCCCCGUAAGGAUGGGAACUGAAAACUAGCUGGCAGAAUGGGAGGCAGGUUGCACUCCAGCCAAGAAGACUUUGUGGCUGUUUUGUAACAGCAGAGUGAAAAUAGUCGUUCUGCAGGCAGUGUUCCCUGUAGCUUUCCAGGCUGUAAAGCCUUUGCCAUGUCAGGCGAUUCCAUAACUCUUAGUGGGUGGCGCUGAGGGCAUCUUAAAUGCGGCAGACCAGCAACAGCUGAAAUGUAACCAAAUGGUAGGAAAACCACUCCUAUAGCUUCAGCUUUGUGUUGCAAGUACUGAUGGCAGCAAAGGACUUUCCUAUGUGAAGCACCGGGAUGCAUGGGCCAUACACAACGUAGGGCUUUCAGAGGAGUUGAGGAUUUUUUUACCAUGCAAAUUGCUAUUAACUGCUGUGCCCUAAGACUGCUUGGAUCAGGGCUCUGAGAACACUCUCAGUGGGCUGGGGUUAUGGCUCUUGUGCUAGUGCUGGGCGUGCCCAGCAGGUAUGGGAUGUUGAGGGACAUGUCUCAAGACACUAGCUUAGAUCAUAGACUCUUCGCAAAUGACUUGUAGGGUUCGCACCCCACCUCCGAUCUCAGCUGACUCUGCAUUCUGUCAAGCCACAUUUGAACGUCCCUAGUGGAGCAAGUGUCUGGUAGAGCACAGAAAAAGGAAGCUAUCAGGCUAUUACUUGUCUUUCUCCCCCCCCCCCCCACCUUUCUGUAGUUAAAGCUUUAAUACCAGUGAUGGCUGUGCCAGAAGCCUUCCUGGGGUAGCCUGAAAUUGCGUAACAUGCACUAUGUUGGAUUAGGAAAGCUAGCUGAGGAAAACUCCCCUUGCAUAUAAUACAAGGACAAUAAAGCUUGAAGGCUGAGACUAUCAAAGCAUUAGGGGCACCCUCAGAAGACUUGGCCAAAGCAUAGUUGUUGGCCUCUGCUCAAAAUCCUGAGCCCAUCCCUGACUGUUCCAUCGGUUACUUGUGGUGCUUCUAAAGCUGCCUUUUUAAGGGAUAUGUGCCAUUUGAUGUACUGUAUCAAAUAGUGGACCUUUUAAGUGAAUCUUCUCUGGUUGCUUCAUUCCCUUAAUGGAAGGUUCCUCAAAGUCCCUCCUGCAUCAUGGUGCUGUGUGUUGGGGUGGGGGAAGAAGGGAACCUAUGUGCUAGCUGGAUAACACACUGCUACCUUGUAGGUAAUCAGUUACGUCAUAGUCAAACAUGAUCUGUGGACUUGUGUCUAAAACAGCUUCAGCAUCCUAGAGGGUGUGUAAGUGGAAAACAGGGCACAAGAGCGGGAGGGAGCAUGAGCUAGUGAUGCCUGAAUACAAGCAGCUCUAGUUUGGGUCAAGACUGUCCUUAAAGUGGAUUUCAAAAUCUGCCAAACACUUGUAUGUGAUUCAUUGGUUACGAUUUAUCUUUUUAUAAGCUGAUGGUAACUACCAAACUGGAUAUUAGACAACUGGAAAAUUUUCACUAUCCAAUAACCAUCAUUCUGAGUGUAGGUUGCCUUGAGGGUUUUAUAGCUCUCAAGUGUCUGUACUACUGAAAGGUGUGAGGUGCUGGUGCUGAUCACUCUCCUUUCUAUGGGGAAAAUGCUACUGUAAUACACCUAACACUUACCUGCUAGUAGCAGAGAAAGUUAAUGAAUCUUCAUAAAGAAAGAUCAAACAUCCCUAAAGUAGCAAACUCACAUCACAAUGCAAACUGCAGGCCUUUGAAUCACUUACUAUUUCUGAACAAACGCUUCCCUUUCUUAGCACUAGUAUUCUUGAAAGAAGCUUCAUUUUUUUUAUCAAGAACUGUUGUGAUAACUUUCCUCUGUCAUCUUCAGGCCAAAUUGUACAGCAAGGAACUGAAAGGUUUUAUAGUGCAAUCACCCAGGUCCCACUGAUUAAGAGCAAAAUAAAAAAAUGUUCCCAAUUCAAA
Messenger RNA from Mauremys reevesii (Reeves's turtle), 4748 nucleotides. RefSeq names its product scavenger receptor class B member 1 (gene SCARB1). NCBI's taxonomy places the organism in Eukaryota, Metazoa, Chordata, Testudines, Geoemydidae. Gene Ontology annotation, molecular function: scavenger receptor activity; lipid binding; low-density lipoprotein particle binding. The coding region runs from base 88 to 1611 and encodes 507 amino acids. The transcript has 12 exons. Gene Ontology annotation, cellular component: cytoplasm; caveola. Gene Ontology annotation, biological process: cholesterol import; plasma lipoprotein particle clearance; cholesterol efflux. The record is from RefSeq and is a predicted model, not a curated record.